CUUGUUCUCCGUUGUCUCUCCAUAUGCAGCUCUUCUUUACUGCUCUCUUUUUCCCUUCUGCGCACUUUUGUCCCUGGCUUUGCACUGAGGCCCUCUCAAACCCACCUCGACAGUCUUGAGCUUGAAGCUCUCUUUCCCUCGAAAAGUUAUGUCGUAUCCUGCACCCGGUUCUGGAUUAGUCCUCUCUCUUAAAAUAGCUUUAAUUUCGACCUGUGUGUUAUCUGUUGCGGUGAUGUUAAAGUUAUCUGUUCCAGUGGUGACAGAUUUUGCUGUGCAUGAACUUCCUCUCAUGUAUAGCUCUGUUAUCUCUUGGCUUCGGCCUCCAUAUCUUUAUUUGGUCAUUAAUGGCAUAAUCAUCUCAAUCGUCGCUUCCUCCAAACUCCAGCUCCAAAAACCUGAGGAACCCUCAAAACAACAGGAGAUAAUCCCCCCACCAAUGCUGGCGGUGGAGGUACCGAAGGCCUCUGGCGAUAUACCAUCUGACUAUAUUGACGGCGUUGUUGAGUGCGGAUCUGGGUACCAAGAUUUGAUUGUGAUAGACAAGGUUGUGCCGGUGGAUGAUAGUUCGGUGAAUGGUGCACACAAAAGGGAGAAGGGUGAGGUUGUAGAGAAAGAGAUAACGGUGACGCAAGGUAGUGAUAAGGCUUUGGUUUCUUUCAAAUCGGUGCAGCCUGCACAGAGGAGUGAUUCUAUGGAGUUCCUGGUUGAAAAAGAAGAGAAAAAGAAACCACUGGUGUCUGCAAGGUUUGGCUCCAAAUUCAAGAAAUCGCCAGUGAAAGCAAAUCCUGAAGCCGGGAAGGCAGUCCUGUUGGGCGUAUCGAAACCGAAACGAAAUGAUACCUUGGAGAGCACGUGGAAGAUGAUAACAGACAGCCGUCCAAUGCCGUUAACCAGACACCUCAAGAAAUUCGACACGUGGGACAGUCACUUGCGUCUCGAUGGCGCCACCUCACCUCCGCCGCCUCCGGAGAAGAUGAAUAAGUCCGAGACUUUUAGUGAAAACGAGUCAAAGCUAAGUCGUGAGAGCCGUCAGGGAUCGGGGAAACUGAGGAAGGAACCGUCGUUGAGUCAGGACGAGUUGAACCGGCGGGUGGAGGCGUUUAUAAAGAAGUUUAACGAAGAAAUGAGGCGGCAGAGACAGGAGUCUUUGAAUCAAUACCAGGAGAAGAUUAGUAGAGGAGCUUAUUAGGAAUUUUGGUUUGAUUUAUGGGUUGAAACGUAUAAAAGGGAGAAAAAAGGGAUAAUAGAGCACAAGAAUGCUAAGUUGGUUCGUUUGUAAAAAUGAUGGAAAAUCAGAAGGCUCAUGCUAUUUGUUUUUUUCUCAGUGAAUUAGGAGGUGCAAGUAUUAUUUUACAACUCCUCUCAAAAUAAAUAAAUUUUAUAAUUCGACAAA
Hevea brasiliensis (rubber tree) is the source of this 1393-nucleotide messenger RNA. RefSeq lists its product as uncharacterized. NCBI's taxonomy places the organism in Eukaryota, Viridiplantae, Streptophyta, Magnoliopsida, Malpighiales, Euphorbiaceae. The record is from RefSeq and is a predicted model, not a curated record. The transcript is spliced from 2 exons. The coding region runs from base 149 to 1189 and encodes 346 amino acids.